Carassius gibelio (silver crucian carp) is the source of this 1372-nucleotide messenger RNA. Its product is annotated as mitochondrial ubiquitin ligase activator of nfkb 1-A-like. Gene Ontology annotation, biological process: organelle organization; protein ubiquitination. Bases 255 to 1250 code for a protein of 331 amino acids. Gene Ontology annotation, molecular function: ubiquitin-protein transferase activity. NCBI's taxonomy places the organism in Eukaryota, Metazoa, Chordata, Actinopteri, Cypriniformes, Cyprinidae. The record is from RefSeq and is a predicted model, not a curated record. The transcript has 5 exons.
AACGUGGGCCGGAUUCGGAAACACUGAGUUCCAAAUUAAAAGUCCGUUGAGUUGUGUGUGUGCUUAUGCCAUAGGUUUAUGCACCGGCCCCCGCCCCAAAUCCAUGGUCAGGCAGAAUUCAUAGCUACCUAUAAGAGGUCCUCGCGCAUUGACGUGCCACGUGACCUAAACAACGUUGCUGUUUUCGGAAAUGAAUUCAGGAGGAUCGUGAGUGUAAAAGUAGUCUAGAGAAGAGGAAGAGGGUGAGGAGGAAGAUGGAGGAUUUCCCCAUCCGGACAGUGGAGAUGGUGUGCUUGGGUUCAAGUGUGGCUCUCUCUGGUCUGUUUUAUUACAUCUACAGGAAGAAAUGCAAAACUGUGAACAAGCUUAAUGAAGCUCCAGUUUUGCCGGUGGAUGAAAAGUUAGUAGAUCUUUUGAAUGCCACGCCAGGGAAAUGUCUGCAGUAUGUGGUCAUCGAGGGUACAGUGCAAUCUAUCGGGGAACCGUUAAGGAGUCAGUUUCAGGAUGGCAGUGUUGGUGUAAUCCAGAAACUGGUCCUCCGAGAACACAAACUUGUGUGGAACAGUUUAGCUCGCACUUGGACAGACAGCGAGCGUGUGCUUCACCAGCGUGUGAAUGCUGUGCCCUUUAACCUGCUGGGUGUGAACAAGGCGUUUGUGCGUGUGCUCUGUCCCCUGGAGGCCACGGGUCCCAAUAUGGAAAUCAUCCAUGAAAAGUUCCACCAGGCUAGUUAUGGCUUCACGGAUAUGAUUGGUCAGUAUUUGAGCGGAGAGAAGCCCAAAGGUCAACUGGAAACGGAGGAGAUGCUGAAAGUGGGUGCCUCUUUGACCGCAGUGGGCGAGCUCAUCCUGGACACAGACCGCCUCCCAAAAAUCCGCCCACCCACUGAUGGCUCGGAGUACUUCCUUAGCACAGAUGACUUUGAAACCCUGCGGCUAGAGCAGGAAGGGCAGGCAGAGGUGUGGAGGGUGCUGGCGUGCAUUUGUGCAUUGGCAGGUGUGGCCGUGCUGAUGUGGGCGGGACGCAGGUACUACCGCCAGCUGAAGCAGCGAUGGGAGCAGGAGAACAUGAGGAGGGAGUUUGAACUGAUGGGUGCAGAAGAGCGAGGAGAGGAGGAGAACGGGAUGGAGGUAUCGGAGAACCCAUGCGUGAUAUGCCUGAGUAACCCACGAGGCUGUGUGCUGCUGGACUGCGGACACGGGAUACCUGAUACACUGAAACACACAUACAGUAUAAAAUCCAGUAAAUGAUUAGUGGCCAGAUUUUCAUUAAUUAUCCCAUUCUCAGAGGUAUAGAGAGGGAGAGAGGAAGACUACUGGGCAUCUAAAAGCUGGAAUACACAUUUUUGAUGUUGACACUUACACCAGGGGUC